CAUCGAUCGUCAAAUUAUUUAUUAUUUAUUCAAUAUUGUUAGCAAAUUGUGUAAUACUAGUGAAUACUAUUCUGGUCAGAGGUGGCAAACAAAAAGGCAAUCACAUACCAAAAGGCAAAAUAUGCAUUGGAACCAAUGGCCGUAUGUCAGUGCCAUCCAAUCGGGAACACCAUUUCCAAAAUCUACGGGACAGGUAUACCAACUGUACGUAUGUCGAUGGAAAUCUGGAACUAACAUGGCUUCAGGACAAGAAUCUGGACCUGAAUUUUUUGCAAUACAUUCGGGAAGUAACCGGUUAUGUACUCAUAUCGCAUGUGGACGUCAAACGGAUAGUGUUGCCGAGUCUUCAGAUAAUCAGAGGACGAACACUGUUUAAGCUGAAUGUUAGGGACGAAGAGUUUGCAUUGAUGGUAACCCUAAGCAAAAUGGAAAACCUGGAAAUGCCUGCACUCAGAGAUAUACUAUCGGGAAGUGUUGGCUUUUUCAAUAAUUACAAUCUCUGUCAUAUACGUACCAUCAAUUGGGAUGAGAUCCUAACGGGUUCCAAAGCAAAGACCAUCUAUGUCUAUAAUUUUACUCAACCGGAACGGGAUUGUCCGCCAUGUCAUGAGUCUUGCGAAGAGGGCUGUUGGGGCGAGGGAUCGCAUAAUUGCCAGAAGUUUUCCAAAAUCAAUUGUUCGCCUCAGUGUCAUCAGGGGCGCUGUUUCGGACCCAACCCUAGGGAGUGUUGUCAUCUGUUUUGCGCGGGCGGCUGUACCGGUCCCAAACAAAGUGAUUGUCUUGCCUGUCGCAACUUCUUCGACGACGGUGUCUGCAAACAAGAGUGUCCGCCAAUGAUGCGCUACAAUCCGUCCACUUAUUCGUGGGAAAGUAAUCCGGAAGGAAAGUACGCUUACGGUGCUACUUGUGUGAAAAAUUGUCCGGAUCAUCUGCUCAAAGACAACGGCGCUUGUGUACGGUCGUGUCCGCCMAAUAAGAAAGCCCUGAAUGGCGAAUGUGUACCGUGCGAUGGUCCCUGUCCGAAGAACUGCCAGGGCGUUGAAGUGGUUCACGCCGGCAAUAUCGACACAUUCAAAGGCUGUACGAUCAUCGAAGGUUCGCUGACCAUUCUGGACACUUCGUUCAACGGUUUCCAAGAAGUUUACGCUAAUUUUACGUUCGGACCCCACUAUCCUCGUAUGCAUCCGCAAAAACUGGAAGUAUUCAGUACACUGCGCGAAGUUACCGGUUUUGUCAGCAUCCAGGCAUCGCAUCAGGAUUUCAAAAACCUGUCGUAUUUUAAGAAUCUGGAUAUCAUCGGUGGCCGACAACUGACCGAAUAUUUUGCCGCACUCUAUAUUGUUAAGACAUCGCUUGAGUCGUUGUCGCUGCGAUCGUUGAAAAAGGUCCGAUCAGGCAGUGUAGCCAUACUCGAGAACAAAGACCUAUGUUUUGCAUCGAGUAUUGAUUGGAAGAAAGUGAUGCGAUCCAGUUCCCAUAAUAUGUUAUUACAGAGCAAUGGCGAUGAGGACAAGUGCCGUAAUAAAGGACUGGUUUGCCACUCACAAUGUGGUAGUGAUGGCUGUUGGGGUCCCGGACCAGAUGAAUGCCUGUCAUGCCGUUCGUAUAGAUUGGGAGAGACAUGCAUUCAAAGUUGUAACACAAGUUUAGGCAUCUAUGACGCUGGAAAUUAUAUCUGCAAACACUGUCACGAAGAGUGUUUAGGCGAAUGCUUUGGUCCGGGAGCUGGCAAUUGUUCACAAUGUAGACAUGUUAGGGACGGACCGUAUUGUGUCGGCGAAUGUCCGGUUUCCAAGUACGGCCUGAAUGGCGAAUGUAAGCCCUGUCACGAAAACUGUGUCCAGGGUUGUACUGGUUCGCAGAAUAAACUCGGCGAUGGCGGAUGCAAAUCAUGCGAAAAGGCUAUCGUCAGUAUGUACGACCCGAAUGUUGUGGAGGAAUGUCUGAAAGCCGAAGAACCGUGUCCCGAUGGUUUCUAUCACGAAUACAUUGGUCCCCAGGAGGAAGGGGCACUCAAAUCGUUAACUGGGAAAUCGGUUUGCCGUAAAUGUCAUCAGCGGUGCAAAAAUUGUACCGCUUUUGGUAUUCAUGUAUCGGUUUGCGAGUGUUUGCGCUACAGUUCAGGUGAACAAUGCGAAGACCAGUGUCCGCGCGAUCACUACGCUGAUGAAGCCAAUCACAAGUGUGUCAAAUGUGCCGACGAGUGUCGCAAGUGUUACGGUCCUACAACCAGCAACUGUAUUGCCUGCCGUAACUAUCGUGUCUACAAUGGCGACGACAAAAAACUGUUCAACUGUACCGCUUCGUGUCCAACUGAGAAGCCGUACAAAGUGUUCGAAGACAACAACGAAGAUCCCUACUGUUCCGAUAAAGAUCCGAAUAUAGCUGCCUAUGGUGUCAACGCCGAAGAAGAUCCCUGGACUGUCAUCAUUGGCGGCAGUGCCGGCUGUGUUGUACUCUUCGGCGUAUUUCUGGCAAUAUUCAGCUAUCAAUGGCUACAACGGGCCCGGACUAAGGAGAAUACCAUGAAGUUGACAAUGAGAAUGAGUGGUUUCGACGACAACGAACCCCUGAAGCCAUCUAACAUAAAGCCAAACUUGGCUCAGCUCAGGAUUGUCAAAGAAGCUGAACUACGUAAGGGUGGCAUACCGUUAGGUUACGGAGCUUUCGGUACCGUUUAUAAGGGAGUUUGGGUUCCCGAGGGUGAAAAUGUCAAAAUACCGGUUGCCAUCAAAGUACUGCGCGAAGGCACUCAGCCUAAUACUAACAAAGAGUUCUUGGAAGAGGCCUACAUAAUGGCCAGUGUUGACCAUCCAAAUCUACUUAAACUGCUGGCCGUUUGUAUGACAUCCCAGUUGAUGCUGGUCACCCAACUGAUGCCAUUAGGCUGUCUACUCGAUUAUGUACGCAAUAACAAAGACAAGAUCGGCUCCAAACCGUUGCUCAACUGGUGCACACAAAUAGCCAGAGGAAUGGCCUAUUUGGAAGAAAAACGAAUGGUUCACAGAGAUCUGGCCCUCAGAAACGUAUUACUUCAGACACCCGGUUGUGUAAAAAUUACGGACUUUGGUUUGGCUAAACUUCUUGAGAUCGAUGAAGACGAGUAUAAAGCCGCGGGCGGAAAGAUGCCUAUCAAAUGGCUGGCACUCGAGUGCAUUCAGCACAGGAUAUUCACUCACAAGAGUGAUGUCUGGAGUUUUGGCGUCACUGCUUGGGAACUGUUGACAUACGGAUCCAAACCAUACGACGGUGUGUCCGCCCGUGAUGUGCCCGAUCUGUUGCAAAAAGGCGAACGCCUACCGCAGCCAACUAUCUGUACAAUCGAUGUCUACAUGAUAAUGAUCAAGUGCUGGAUGCUUGAUGCCGAGUCGCGGCCAUCGUUCAAAGAGCUGGCCGAAGAGUUUGCCAAAAUGGCUCGCGAUCCGGGCCGCUAUCUGGUCAUACCGGGCGACAAACUAAUGCGUCUGCCAUCGUAUACACAACAGGACGAAAAAGAACUGAUCCGUACGCUUAGUAUGCCUAUUGAAGGACCCGAAACCAUAAUGGAUGCCGAAGAAUAUCUGCAGCCAAGCAAAACGUGUUCGGGUGGCGACACACCGCCGCCGCCGACACCCAUCAAAAAAUUUAUGGACGAUCGCGGCUUCGAAGGCGAUCCAAUUAACAGCGGGUUUUCGGUGUCCGGCUGUACCGAUGACACACUCGAUGCCCAGUAUCGGCAAAAUAUAUUUUUAAAUGGUUACGGAAGACAUUGCGAUUUCGUUAACUAUAAGUUCGCUCAUUUAGACCCAUCCCUUUAUCAAAUGAAUGGACACUUAAGGGAAAAUAGUCAGGGCUCGGGUCGAUACAGUUCAGACCCCGUCAAAGUCAUGGGUAAAGACGGAGACUUCUGUGAAGUAAUGAGAAACAAUACAAAUAUGUCGACAAAAAGUGAUUUCUCAUUUAAACUGCCCGUCGAUGAAGACGAUUAUCUAAUGCCUUCACCCGGACCUCUUGGUCAGACCUCAGGGUAUAUGGAUUUGAUAGGCGACGCCAAACGAGCAGAGUCAGUCAACGGUAAAGUUAAAGACUAUCGAUAUAUUCCCGAUUUUCUUCCGGUCGUCAAAGGCCAGUCCAGAUGUGUCGACAAUCUUGAAUAUCAUCUGAUGAGUCGCGAACACGAUUAUGUCAACUCAGUACCAAAUACACCAUUGACACCAAUAUCUCCCAUUUCAUUGACCAGUUCACUGAUAAAUGGUAUGCCAACCGUAACCACUGGUCCAUCCGUGACAAUGCAUCCGACAAUGAAUGGCAAUUGUCCGCCAAUGAUGUCCGCACACACAAACGGUAUUGUUGUCGGCACCCGUCGGGUAAGCGGCAGUGAUAUGGAGGAAAUGUCCGACGAUCACGACUACUAUAAUGAGUUUGAUAGACUUCAGAGGGAAUUACAGCCAUUGAAUCUGAGAAAGAAAAGUAAAAAUGAAACAACAGUUUAGUUGUUUUAUUAUUAUUUAGUAUUAUUAUUAUUAUUUGAA
Oppia nitens is the source of this 4511-nucleotide messenger RNA. RefSeq names its product epidermal growth factor receptor-like (gene Egfr). Gene Ontology annotation, cellular component: signaling receptor complex; basal plasma membrane. NCBI's taxonomy places the organism in Eukaryota, Metazoa, Arthropoda, Arachnida, Sarcoptiformes, Oppiidae. The record is from RefSeq and is a predicted model, not a curated record. The transcript has 10 exons. Gene Ontology annotation, biological process: positive regulation of cell population proliferation; positive regulation of kinase activity; cell surface receptor protein tyrosine kinase signaling pathway. Gene Ontology annotation, molecular function: transmembrane receptor protein tyrosine kinase activity; ATP binding. Bases 144 to 4472 code for a protein of 1442 amino acids.